Messenger RNA from Rotaria socialis, 2883 nucleotides. The record is from the annotation of a GenBank genome assembly. Lineage: Eukaryota; Metazoa; Rotifera; Eurotatoria; Philodinida; Philodinidae.
AUGGUAGUAAAUUUUUUAAGGCUAACAAUAAGACCAAUGAUGAGUCGUAGUAUUGUUUUUUUCGUUAUCCUUAUCAUCCUUCAUAUUGUUCAUAGCCAAGAACAAUUUAUUCAAACAGGGAGUCGUAUUCAAUCAUCGUCAUCAUUAUGUAGUAUCCAUCGGCAAGGCUUCGGUCAAUUAGAAUAUGUCGAGUUAACAGCUUCGUCGAUAAAUAUUCAAUUUACAAAUAUAUUUUCUAAUUUACAAUGUUCCACAAUUCACGUCUCAGCAACGAUAACAAAUACACUUACAAAUGAAAUUGAACAAAAAUUUGAAGAUAUUCAAACAAAUAAUUUCUAUACGGAUCGAUUACUUUCAAAUCAUGACUAUUCAGUAAUAAUAAAAGUUUCUGAUGAAAAAUCUCUACGUAUUUUGCCCACAUAUAUUUUUCAAACACUUGAACUAUCUAAUCGAAAAACUGUAACUCUAUCAAAUGAUGAUCUUUUAACAGUUGAACAAAUUGAAUCUUUUAUUUUCCCUCAUACACAUAUGUAUAUUGUUACAUUACCUUCACAUGUCCGUCGAACAGCUAUUCUCGGAAAUAUAACUCUUUCAUAUACAAUAGAUCAAAAACAAAACAAAUAUCAUCAUAUUGUCAAACCGUUAGAUAAUAAUGUUAUUUCUCGUAUCGGUCGAAUAGCAAGCAAAACAAUAGCUUUCUCUAUUGAAUUACCAAAUGAAAACAAUACUUCUAUUGAAUAUUCAACUUCUAUUCAAUUAUUUUAUUCCAACGAUCGAAGACAAUCAAUUAUUGAUCAUCCAGUUAUGAUAAAAUAUCCUCAACCAAUUACUGUCGAUUUUCUAACCUUAUCAACUCGAUCAAUGCGUGUAUUCAUAAAUCAUUUAUGUUUAUCUUAUAUUGAAGUUAAAGCUAUUGUUUACAAUGAUUUAAAAGCUGUCUCUCGUGGCCAAUGUGAUAUAAAUAAAAAAGAUACGUCGCUUUCUGAUAUAACCAAGGGCAAAUGUUCGAUUGUAUUUGAUAAGCUUCAACCUGAGGAAAACUAUACAUUAUCAGUACGGGCUACAUGUCCAAUUACAACAUCAUCAUCGUUAUCAUUUGUUUUUCAUGAUCAAGCUCGACUUUAUCCAUUUCAAACAUCAAGUGGCUUACCAGAUGAUUCUCCUUUGGUAUUAUCGUUCUAUAACAAUAAUAGAACAUUAACAUGGACAGAUCCAUCAACGAAUAUGUCUUAUCUUGGUCCGGAUUAUUAUUAUGAAUUAUUUACCAAAUCAAAUGAUAAUUGGACAUUAAUCUAUCGAGGAAAUAAUACACAAUAUCAAUUAAAACAAACAUUGUUAGAACAAACUAAUUUAACUUUUCGACUUUACGUUGGUAAUCAAUAUGGACGACAAGAAACACAUUAUUCACAAUUGGAUGUUCGUGUUGAUCCUAUUUAUCAUUCAACUUCAAAUAAUCAAAUAGUGAUUAUUACGAUUUUAAUUUCAAUUUUAUUUCUUAUACUUUUUGGCUUUAUAUUUUUUGCGUGCUACCUGCGUAGUAAAAAACUUUAUGGAAAAUUAAAAAAAAAGUAUGGUCAAAAUGGCGAUAUAUCUGAUAAAGAAUUAGAUCAUCUAAGAUCAUUAACAUUUGGUAAUACAUUAAAAGAUAAUGUACUUUAUACAUGGAAUCAUACACCAACUAGUGUUGACAUAAAAAAAUUACCUAAAAUUGAACGAGCUAUGAUUAAACUUGAUCGUUUAAUAGGCAAAGGAGCAUUUGGCGAAGUUUAUGCUGGAUUAAUGACGAAUAAUCAAUCGGUCGCAAUUAAAACAUUACAUAGUUCAGCAUCUUCAGCACAACGUGUUGAUUUUCUUAAAGAAGCUAUUAUAAUGAAUCAAUUUAAUCAUGAACAUAUAAUACAUUUAUUGGGCGUUUGCUUUCAUAAUGAUUAUCAACCACAAUUUUUGGUUAUUGAAUUAAUGAAACAAGGAGAUUUACAAAACUAUUUGCGACGUUCGAGACCAUCAAAAGAUAAUGAUCAAUGUCAAUUGUCAUAUGAUGAUUGUCUUGAUAUAGCAAGGCAAAUAGCUGACGGUGCUUGUUAUCUUGAACAACAUUCAUAUGUUCAUAGAGAUUUAGCAGCUCGAAAUUGUCUCGUGUCAUCAAAAGAUAUCAAUGAUGGAAAAGUUCUUGUAAAAAUUGGUGAUUUUGGUUUAGCCCGAAUGUUAAGUCAACAAGAUUAUUAUAGAAAAACAGGUGAAGCUCUUUUACCGGUACGAUGGAUGGCACCAGAAUCAUUACUUGAUGCCAUAUUUACUUCUAACUCGGAUAUUUGGUCAUUUGGUAUUGUUCUCUGGGAAAUUAUAACACUAGGUCAUGUACCAUAUUCGCCGAUGAGUAACCAACAAGUUAUUUCAUUAAUUACAACAACACGCGGCACAUUAGAAAAACCUAUUCAAUGUACACAGGCUUUAUUUGAACUCAUGCUAUCAUGUUGGCAAUAUAUACCUGAAGAUCGUAUUAAUUUUUCGGAUCUUCAUUCUCAUUUGAAUGAAAUAAUAAUGGAUGAAAAUAAGGAACAACCAUCAAUAUGGUUUUCGAAUGAAGCAUCAUCAACAACGGCUCGUAAUGUUCUCGAUUGUGUAUUAAGUCAUAUAGAACCGCCAACAUCAAUAUCAUUUGAAGGUUCAGAUAAUGGUGAAUGUCGUUCAUCAACAUCGGGCUGUUUUUCAUCGAUGACAGAAAGUACUUCACCAUCAAACCAGCAUAAUCAUCAUCAUCAUCAUCAUCAUCAUCAUCCAAAAGAAAUGAUUCCAUCUUAUCAAUUACGUUUAAUUGAUGAUACAACGAGUAAUGACUUUGCCGAUGACGAUGAUCACAGUGACAUUGUACGUUCUUUCUAA